AUGUCUUCAGAAAUGCCCGACGUGGGACUGUUGGUGCUGUCUGCGCGUAAUUUGCCAUCGCUGAAGUCCUUGCUUGCCAAUGCUGCUCAGUCCGUUAAAUCACGUCUUUACAUCCGUGUCCAGGGACCAGAUUUAGAUGCAGUGCUACCAUCAGUUUACCUACACUCAUCUGUACUUUGUCCUCAAUUGGAUGUUCGUGUCCUUCUGGGCAGGAAAAUACCGAAGUCUGCUCACCUCAUUGGGGACGAGAAGCUGCAGGAUGUUCCCGUCACCCAAGGGAAAUACAAAAAGGUCGUAUUGGGAGGGACUUUUGACCGAUUGCACAAUGGUCACAAGGUUCUGCUUUCGAAAGCUGCUUUGCUAGCAAAAGAGAGCAUUGUUUGUGGAGUGACACACAAAGAGAUGAUUGAAAAAAAGUCCUUAUGGGAGCUGAUCGAGCCGAUCUCCGUCAGAGCCCGAGCAGUUGAAGAAUUCGUUUACGAUGUUGCUGAUACAGUCGUUUGUAUUGCCGAAGCGAUUGAGGAUCCUUUUGGUCCUUCUACCCGGAUACCAGAUCUAGAAGAAAAGAACUUGUCCCGGUUGGAUAUGGUUACGAUUGAUCUCUUGGAGGCAUACGAUGAGGUGAUCGACUGUGACAAAUUAGCCCACAAGUGCUAUGAACCAGGAAGCGAACUCAUUGAGGAGAUCGACAAGCAUUUCGAAGGUGUGGUCAAAGAUGGAGUUGUUGACAGGAAAGCUUUAGGAAAACUCGUUUUUGGUAACGAAGAAAAACUUCGAACAUUGUCCGGAUUAGUAUGGCCAGUUUUGUUGAAGAAAGUCGAAGCGAUUAUUGCAGCUUCAAAAAGUGAAGUUAUUGGUACGUUCCAGUGUUAA
Molecule: messenger RNA, 873 nt
Organism: Cooperia oncophora
Lineage: Eukaryota; Metazoa; Nematoda; Chromadorea; Rhabditida; Trichostrongylidae
Source: the annotation of a GenBank genome assembly